CGACCUAAGUCGGCCGAGGCCACACAAACAAGAGCUCUGGCUCGGUUCCCCGUUCGUUUGCAGCACCAGCCACCGCAAUAUUCGGACGGGACGGUCUGAUUUUCGAAUUGACUUUUACCGAGGGGUUUUUUAUUAUUUUUUAUGAUGCAGACCAGGAUCCAAUCCGUUUGUACAGACACAUACCUUGCUUAUCUUGCCCUCGAGCCGAGAGCUCACCGUCGUUAUAUCGAGCAGCAGGUAUUAUGUUGUUGAGGUGGGAAGCUCAGCCACCUUCUUUCCCCCCUACACUUCCCCGAUGUUGUCCGCAAAAUACCUUGCAGUUGUUGUAUCUGCCUACAUACUUCCCUACCCACUUAGUCGCGGAAGAUGAUCGCACGGUGAGGGGCGGUGCAAAUAAGCUGCAGCAUUUCCGAGUCGUGGCCCGUUCUGUGGGAUCCAUCCAUCAUGCCGACCGCCUCUUUUAUUUUUAUUUUUAUCCUGUUUCCCACUCACGACCGGCUCGUCAUGGUCCAUGGACCUCACCAGCCAGCAUACGCGGGACUGUACUCUGUACAACACACACCGCAUCCCCUCCCCUCCUGCCCUUCUCCAUCGCGGCCGUUAGUACCCGGCCUGCAAGUCAGGCACAGUAGGCAGGUACUGUAGUCUGUAGGUACCUUAAUAGGUACCUACCCAAGUAGGUAGGUAGGUGGUAGCCAACCGGCACCCCUUCACUCGAGGUGUCUUGCCUUUUGCCAUGCGGUGUGCUAGCCUAAUCGAUGAUCCGCCUGGUCUAGCUGCGGAAGGAAGCAACGAGAAUAGAGCCCACAGCGGGAAUACCAAGAUACCUAAGGAUACUUCUACGAACGCAGAACAGAUUCACUCAUGAUCCCAGUAAGCCUUGCUUUCUCUCUCCCCUUCGCUCUCUCUCCGCCCAAGCCGCCCCCAAUCCUGGUCCAACGCCCAUGGUGCUAAGCCCAACUGGGCGAGCGAAUGACGCCGUAACACAACCCGUCAACCUCGCCAUUUUUCCCAACUCGAAGCUUCCGGAUGGAGCCCAUUCUCGUUCUGCCUCUCUCACUCUAGCUUUCCUUCUCCAUGGUGCCUGAGUCACAAGAAAACUCGAGAUCUUUUUCUCGUCUCCCCAUUCUCGCGCCUCAUCUCUUGUCUGCAUCUCUUCGCUGCAUCGGUCCCAGCCAACCCCCCUCCCUCUUUUUCCUGGGCCCUUCAUCCUAUACUACUAUCAGCAACCUCACCUCGGUGACUGACUUACUGCUUGCUUCCGUGCUCUUGCUUGCAUACGGCCGGCUUCUCUUGCGCGCGCGCGUGUCUGCAUUGCAUUGGCUGCUAUGGCAUGCUGCAUGUCUCUAACGCCCGGCCAUUAUUACUCUACCGCACCGCUACUUGCAUCCUGCUCUAGUCUAUCAAAGUAGCUUGUAUUAGGUAUUCUUUCGCGCCAGCUUUGCUCUCCCCGCAGCCGGCCGGCGGUACCACGACUCACCGGUCUUUGCGCUCCAAGGCUGUUCCCAACUGCAGCUCCCACUUGGUAGUACCGAGUUCAAAAUCCCAGCAACGAACGACAGGCGGAGAGUAGCCUUGUCGCUAUGCCUACUGCACCAUAUUGGGGCGAUCUGUCAGGCCCCAAGGCGGCCAGACGCCAGCGUCGCCAGUCGGAAGACUUUAGUCUCCCGGAUCGCAUGUCACCAGAUCUGGGGGGGCCCUCAACCGCCACGUCUGCGACAGACAAACCUCUUCCUCCUCAUCCCACAAAGUCAAACCGCACCUCAAUGCAGACCACCAACACCGAGGCUGUCACCGAGUCGACACUCAGUCCAUACGCCUCGCCCACUGCCUCCAACUUCGCCGAUCAAGGCCUGGCCCCGCGCCCACCGACCUUCCCAUACGGCGAGUCCCAAUACCCAGACAACCAGGCUGAGAGGCGCCAGCGAAGACGCAGAGAGCGCAACAGCGAGACCGAAGGCGAGGGCGAGGGCGAGACAGAUCGCGAGUACCUCUCCGGCCCGACGCCUCCCUCCGCCCCUGACGUGCCCAAGGCCCCGCCAGUGAGCUUCAGACAUCCCUACGGCAAUGCUGGCCUGCCAUACGUACAUACAUCCCCAGGACCAACUCGCCUUCCGCGACAGCCCAGUCCGCUGGUGAACCCGGACGACGAGAUGAACCCUGAAGAGUACUAUAAGAACCCUGCGCCUGAAGAAAGCCAGCAGCAGCAGGACUACCCGCCUCUCGACCGCUCGCAGCGCACGCUCGAAACUGCCGCCGACACGCGGCCGCCUCGAGACCCUCGCGACCCUCAGAGUUCCUCGAGGAGGAGAUCCACGGGCGGACCUGGCAGAGAUGCGCAAGGGCGAAAGGCGUCAGUGGGGGGAGGACCUAGCAGAAAGUUCGCCAACGACCGCUCUCCACUCCAGAGGCUUGAGCUGACGCUCGAUAGCAUCACCAAAGAGGAGAAGCGAGCUCGUGUCGAGGCCGCUGAGCGUCGCGCCAGAGAGAAGGCUGCAGCGAAAGCUGCUCGGAACCCAGAUCUCUUGCAACCUCCCGAAGUCACACAGCGGGCGCCGCCGCAGCACCGGCAGGAAUCUCUGCCCAAGCAAGAGCCUCAACGACCCCUUCCAGAGCCGCCUCGACAAAACCAACAGCCCCUACCCGAAGUGCAACAGGUCCAGCAUGUAGCGGUCCAGCAAGUGCAGGUGCACCAGGCCCCGGCCCAGCAGGUGCGGUUCCGAGACGACGGGGUCGAAGAUGACCGUAGAGGACAACAGGCCAAUGUUGCCGCUCCACGCGGAGCCCCGGUGCAAUACUACCACGAAGAUGACAGAAGAUAUGCGCCACGCCAGUCGCUCGAUGACAGGCGACAACAACCACAGUAUGCGCCUGAAAGCCACAGGCGCCAUGCGUCUGGGCCAUACCCGCCAAGAGGACAUUCUAUGGCUACCGUCGAGCCAAAGCACCCUCCCGAUUCAUCCGGCGUUCCGCAGAGAAGCGUUAGCCUUCGCGAAGCGUCUCGCGAGCCGCCUGCGUCAAGUGCGGGAAUUCCUAAGCGCAACCUGAGCUUCCGCGAGCGCGCCGCAAAGAAUGAUAUGAAGCUGCCGCAAGCUGCGGAGGAACCUCGGGACGCAGAGGCAAGUCCACAGCCCACGCCACCCGUCUCCGGCUCUCGGCGGCCUAGUUUCUCUCUCACCAGAAGCGGGAGCAACAAGCUGAAGAAGCAGCCGAAGGGCGAUCCGUGGUUCAACGUCCGGAAGGAAGCGGAGAAGAAGUACGAAAACAUUGAGUUCCGGAACGCCGCUUUGGAUCAGUCUGCGGCAGAAAAGGGCGGCCCUCCCGUGCAAAGGUCCAUGUCACAUGCUGGGCGCGAACAGGCAUUACCCUCGGAUGCACCUUCGCAGGAGGUCAGACGAGCCGGGAUGCCCAGUAAGGCUGCGCGGUUAAUUGGUAUUGACUUCGGCGGAGUUCAACGUCGGUCUACCGCCCCAGCGGCUCAGCAACAUGACUACGACGAGUCCGAUGACGAUGACCCUCGAUUCAACAAUCCUCGCGGUGCGCCUGUAGCCCCGCACGGGCACAGUGACAACGAUCACCGGGCAAUCCAAGCGCAAGCCGGGGCGCGCGGAAGACCCAGUGACAGGGAGUACUACUCAGAGGAUGAUGGGUUCAGCGACGACUCCCGGGAUCUGUAUCCUGCAAAGAAGACAUUCCGCCCGGGCGAAGGCAUUUACAAGCCGCCUGUGUAUCUUGAAGAGUGGAAGAAGGCAACAGUCGGCAGCCUGUCUGGUGCCAUGCUGGACCUCAGUGACGAACGGCUCGCUUCGUUGGAUCAGGACACUCCCUGGUGGGAGGGCGGCAAGCGCAGAGGCAGCACCUCAAGGCCACGCAAGGCAGAAGCCUUUGAUGGCGAGUACGAUGACACACACGCCCCUACACGGUUUAAGCCGCCGUUGUUUCUAAAGUGCGGUCCGCUUUUGAGAUAUUGCGGACUGAAGCAUGAAAAGGUUCCCGCUCGCAACAGGAACACUGCCGUUAACGAGAGAACGAUCUGGCGUGGUUCGGUGAUGAUUGUUACGCUGGACAGCGACUCUUCGUACGAGAUUGCGCCGACCCUGAGACUUUUCGUGCAGCCCAUUGAGCUGCUUCCCCCUCCGCCCCAGGAGAUCUCAGGUGAGCAGGGGCUGCCGCCGGAAUACGUGGAUCCGAUCGCUGGAAUCCCGAAGCUGGGCAGACGAGGAGAGACCCUUUACGUCCGUCCAGUCGAGCAUCUCGAGGAGGCCAAGGACCUGUCCAGAGAUGAGACAGACAAUGGCCUUUUCGAGAAGACCAGAAGUCCAUCUGACUACACCCCAGUAGACGGCUCGCCCGAUUUGCCUGGGUCCUUUGCCAGCCGUCGAAAGCGCGUAGAAAUCGAUGGGGAGAAGGUUUCCAAGUACAAGGACGUGCGCGGUUUCCGGCUGCACGCGGAGCGAGGAUGCACAUUCUGGCGCUUCAACAUCGAGAUUGAGCUCCGUGAGAACCAGCAGCGGAUCGCAUACCGGAUCAACAGAGGUCCCGCGAUGGGCUUUUGGGUCCCUGCCCUCGGGGAUUCCAUGAACAUCAUGUUCCACAGCUGCAACGGGUUCAGUGCUAGCGUCAACCCUGACGACUUCAGCGGCCCCGACCCCAUGUGGCGCGACGUCCUCAACACCCACCAGUCACAGCCUUUCCACGUCAUGAUUGGCGGAGGUGACCAGAUCUACAACGACUGCUUGAUGGAUCAGAGCAAGCAGUUCCGCGAGUGGCUGAUGAUCAAGAACCCUCUGCAUAAGCACAACUCACCUUUUACGCCAACAAUGCAAGACGAACUGGAGCGGGCCUACCUCGAGCGGUACUGCAUGUGGUUCUCUCAGGGUCUCUUCGGCCUGGCCAAUUCCCAGAUACCCAUGGUCAACAUGUGGGAUGAUCACGACAUCUCGGACGGCUUCGGCUCGUAUGCUCACCACGAUAUGAACUCGCCAGUUUUCUCUGGUCUCGGCAACGUUGCUUACAAGUACUACAUGUUGUUCCAGCAGCAGAGCAUCCCCACGGAGACGGAGGCUUCUGAGCCCAGUUGGGUCCUCGGCAGCACACCUGGGCCUUACAUCAACGAGCUGAGCCGCAGUCUGUUUGUGGAGUUGGGCUCCAAGAUUUCUCUGCUGGCUGUUGAUGGCAGAACAGAGCGGACAGAACUCGACGUGGUCAGCGAGCCUUCAUGGCAGAGAAUCAUGGACCGUUGCUACGACGAGCUGAGGAAUGGGCGGACCGAACACCUACUGGUGCUUCUCGGUGUCCCGAUAGCCUACCCCAGGUUGGUGUGGUUGGAGAAUAUUCUUACAUCGAGAGUGAUGGAUCCCGUCAAGGCUCUGGGCAAGCUCGGUAUGCUCGGCAAUACUCUGAACCAUAUUGACGGCGGCGUCGAAGUGCUCGACGACCUGAACGACCACUGGACUGCCAAGAACCACAAGAAGGAGCGGACCGUCGUCCUACAGGACAUGCAGGACCUGGCGGCAGACAAGUCCGUGAGAGUCACAUUCCUCAGCGGCGAUGUCCACCUCGCUGCCGUCGGCCAGUUCUACGCCAAUCCCAAGCUUGGAUUGCCCAAGCACAAGGACUUCAGAUACAUGCCCAACAUCAUCUCUUCGGCCAUCGUCAACACUCCGCCUCCUGAUCUCAUGGCGGAUAUUUUGAACAAGCGUAACAAGAUACACCACUUUGACGAGUCAACCGAGGAAGACAUGAUCCCUCUGUUCCAGCACGGUAUCGAUGGCAAGGCGAGAAACAACAAGCACCUGUUGCCUCAUCGCAACUGGUGCUCCAUCCGGGCGUGGACUCCUGGCACUACGCCGCCGCCCACCCCGCCGCUGUCGGCUUAUGAUAGAAGCCCGAGCCCACCGGCGAGCCGUGGUCUUCUGAGACGGUUUUCGUCGAACCGCGGCCCUGCAUAUCGCCCGGAUAUCCAGCGGGAUACCCGCGACGAGUCACGGUCACGGCCCCCGAUAUCCAACAAGGGCAAGACUGGCGGUCUGUUCCGCAGUCUUUCUCGCAGCAACUCGACCGACGGAGGUCGACCUACUGAGCCCUCCAAGCCAAAGCGCUCAAUGUCGUUGACUCGCAACUUCUUCAGUCGCCGGGGCAGCAAGAAGUCGAAACCCGACGACGGUGGUAUAAACGGUCAGUGGGGAGACGAAGACAGGGACGACGAGAGUGUGGACGACGGGUUCUACGGGUACGAAGACGAAUACGACCGCGGGCCGGCGCCUAGGUCCAGGGGCAUGGGUCUUCGGGGCGGCGGUGACGAUGAGUACCAGACUGGCGAUGACUCUUACUUCACAGCUCGUCCGGCAGCGCGGAUGAGUGGGGUCCCUAACAAGGCAGUCCCCCGGGCCCAUGCCGAGUUCCAGCCCGGCGACGAACCCCACUUUUCUGCCCGCGCGCCGGCUCGUUCUUACACUAUGGGCGAUGAACGCCAGGUUCCCAGGUCGCAAGACUCGCUGGCGCGCCCGAAACCAUUCCACCGUACUCCGACGGGGUUGUCGGCCAAGCAGAAGAAGAUGGAUGGCUUAGAAGUGGAUCUCGAGGGUGGUUUGGACAUUUGCCUGAACGUUGAGGUCAACCAGAAGGAUCCUGCCGGCAUCACAGUGCCAUACCGGCUCCUCGUGCCCCGUCUCGUUUGGGACGACGCCCGAGAGGCCGCCAAUCUGCAACCGCCUGCUCCGGCAGGAUUCAAGCGGCUGUUCAGUUUGAAGAAGAAGGAGGCCGGCGUCGUGCCACCUCAGGGUCUGGCGUCCGACGCCCAGUUUGAGGAUCCUGUCAAAGAGCAGCCAGCGGCACCUCCCGCCGGACGGGAGCCUGUCUAUGAUGCGCCCCCCAGAAAUGCGAGGUAUGAAUCGCCUGGGGGGUAUGAUUCAGCUCGUACGCACGACUCGUCUGGGCGAUACAAUUCGCCCGCGAGGUACGAGGCGCAAAGUGCCAGACACGGGAGAUGAGAGGGCUACGCAUGAUGACGGCAUGAGGUUUUAAUGAGGACCGUUUUCCUUUCUUUUCUUUUUUUCCUUUUUCUCCAUACGACGAUAGGUAUCGGAGUUGGCAUUCUACACAUAGUUUCUGAUUCGAAGCAUGACACAUUGGCAUCGCGAAGGAGUAGGGCUGCAAACAGGGACACAAAAGCUUUGGAUUGCCGAACUCCAGUUUGGGAGGGGUUUCAGCAUUUUUCUUCGACGCCUCUAGGUUGAAUGACCCUUACGUUAGUAAUGACGAUCAUGACUUGAACCUUCUGAGAUGUGGUGUUCUGACGCAGCAUGGAU
Messenger RNA from Colletotrichum destructivum, 7310 nucleotides. Its product is annotated as Putative phoD-like phosphatase, metallophosphatase domain, PhoD-like superfamily. The transcript has 3 exons. NCBI's taxonomy places the organism in Eukaryota, Fungi, Ascomycota, Sordariomycetes, Glomerellales, Glomerellaceae. The record is from RefSeq and is a predicted model, not a curated record. Gene Ontology annotation, cellular component: membrane. The coding region runs from base 1584 to 6992 and encodes 1802 amino acids.